Amphiprion ocellaris (clown anemonefish) is the source of this 4933-nucleotide messenger RNA. It is a transcript of the gene tesk2, whose product is annotated as testis associated actin remodelling kinase 2. Gene Ontology annotation, biological process: protein phosphorylation; actin cytoskeleton organization. The transcript is spliced from 13 exons. Lineage: Eukaryota; Metazoa; Chordata; Actinopteri; Pomacentridae. Gene Ontology annotation, cellular component: cytoplasm; nucleus. The record is from RefSeq and is a predicted model, not a curated record. Gene Ontology annotation, molecular function: ATP binding; protein serine/threonine kinase activity. The coding region runs from base 749 to 2608 and encodes 619 amino acids.
GACUGAUGAGAGCAAAGAGACGAAGGAGCUGUCAAAGACCAACAACCGUCGGAAAUGUUAGCCUGUGCGAUACAACAAAAAUACACUGUACUUCGCUCUUUUGUGGAAACCAGAACGACAGAGGCCGACUUUGAAUUCACUUUUUGAAAAUUCCGCCUUUGAGAAUUUGGACUUUUGAACCGUCGCGACGAGGAACUUGUUGUAUAUGUGUGUGUGUUCGUAGGCUCACAGGCUAAUGUCUGUUAGCUCUUCGCUCAGCUCGAGAGUUUUGUUGACAAACUAGCCCGUCCGCCAGUCAGCCAGCUAGCUGCGCUAUCAACUUUGCGGUUUCGGUGUUAGGUCGUCGUUUAAAAAAAAAAAAAAAAAAAAAAAAUUCAUGCCACCCGGUAAAAGCAUGGGACCCAGCUUGGACUAUACUUCCAAACAUCUACAUGACAUAAAAACAGGUCUCCAAGGAAUCACCAUACCUCUGUUAAACAUGUGAAGCCCUUAACUUAGUGGACGCCCCAGUUACAAACAACAAAAACUGGAUUAGUUAAAAAUCUUUUGGAUCCAUUCGGGAUUUGUGACCGGGGACUGAAAAGUCUAUGUGUGGACCAUAUUUUACCCACGUACCCAAACUGAGUCGAUGCUGUGCUGCCGUGAAACCAUCGGCACCAUUAAAUCAAACUAGUCCUCUUGUCAUGUGGGUACAUUACAGAAAAAGGCCCAUAUUACCCUCACUGGUAUCACCAUCUUUCACGUCACCAUGGAUCGGAAUAAACGCAAAUCUAUCGCUGGGUUUCCUAUGCGACCUGAACGCGGACUGAAUGAGGACAGAGAUGGUAUCGGAGGGGUAGGGGUCAGCGAGAUGGGAAUGGGCCCUCCUUCACAGGUGGGCAGGGUGUGGCCGUCAUCCUACAGAGCCCUGAUCAGUGCCUUCUCCUGUCUAACACGCCUUGAUGACUUCACCUGCGAGUGGAUUGGCUCUGGGUUCUUUUCUGAUGUCUUCAAGGUACGUCAUCGAGCUUCAGACCAAGUUAUGGCUCUGAAGAUGAACAAGCUCAGCAGCAACAGAGCGAACAUGUUGAGAGAGGUCCAGCUAAUGAACCGGCUGUCACAUCCAAACAUCCUCAGGUUUAAAGGAGUGUGUGUCCAUGAAGGCCAGCUUCAUGCUUUGACAGAAUACAUCAAUGGUGGAAACCUGGAGCAGCUUCUAGACAGCAACAAACACCUGAGUUGGCCCACCAGGGUGAAAUUAGCCUGUGACAUCGCCAGCGGUCUGGCCUACUUGCACUCCAAAGGCAUAUUCCACCGGGACCUCACUUCCAAGAACUGCCUGAUCAAAUGUGAUGACAGCAGCUACACAGCAGUGGUGGGAGACUUCGGCCUCGCAGAGAAGAUCCCUACAAAUCUUGCUGAAGGAGAGAAGCUUUCAGUUGUUGGCUCUCCUUUCUGGAUGGCUCCCGAGGUGUUGAGAGAUGAACCCUACAAUGAGAAGGCUGACGUCUUCUCCUAUGGGAUAAUCCUGUGUGAAAUCAUCGCGAGGAUCCAGGCCGACCCGGACUUCCUUCCUCGCACAGAGAACUUUGGCCUGGACUAUCACACAUUCCAACACAUGGUUGGAGACUGUCCGCCUGACUUUCUCCAGCUGGCCUUCAACUGCUGCAAUAUGGAUCCUAAACUCCGUCCAUCCUUCCAAGACAUCAUCAGGCACCUGGAGGAGAUUCUCGCCCACCUUAAAGUUAAAGAGAUGGAGCACGAGUGUGUCCCGCACGGCAGAGACAAUGAAAAGAAGACCAUCCCCAAAGGUGAGAAGCUCCAGGGCUUCAAGCGACUGAAUCCUCUUGGCUUCCAGAAUGAUAAAAUCCCUCCCAAAUCGCCUCGCCCCAGACGAAACAUCUGGCUCAGCCGCAGCCAAUCGGACAUCUUCUCCUGGAAGCCGGGAAGAAAAGUCAAUGUCCAGGACCCUUACUACAACCCGCCCACCAUCCUGAGAGCCUCCAAAGUCCGCAAGAUCAACCCGUUCACCGCCCGGGAGGACCUGUGUGGCGGCAAGAUCAAGUUUUACGACGUGCCCAGCAAGUCUGUCUUCUCGCUGGUGUUCGACCUCCACUCGCCUCCCGGAAGUUUGUUCAGCAACCAGCCGCCUGCUCACGGACCUGCAGGAGCCCAGCAGGAGGUGUCUUAUUACUGGCAGCAGCUGCCAGGAAGACAGUGUCACUCUUUACCGGUGUCACCCCAACUCCCCCGAUCCGAGAUCUUCCACCUCGCCACUGCUGUCAGCUCCAAUAACAACGGUUCUGUUACUUGUAACUCCGGUCAGCUGCCAUCGACUCUUCCAGUUGCUAACUCCAAGUCCGACGCAGGCCUGAUGGAGAAUGACAUCCGUCAGAAGGUAGUGCUGAGCGGCUGGGCGAAGAAAUACGUCGUAGUCGAGAUCCCACCUUACUGCAGGCAGAGAGGAGGGGAGGACGGUGAAGGGGAGGCGGCCGGGGGGAUGGAUGUGUUUGGGGAGAGCUGGUCUCCGAUGGUCCUCAGCAGCGACAGAGACAGUGGGGAGGUGAUGGACUGUUCCAGCAGCCUGGAGGAAGAGGAGGGACGAGGAAGAGGGACGGACACAAUGUAACACACAUGGAAGUGACGGUGGAAAGAUGUGGAGGUUUUGGACCUGGGAGGACACGGAGGCAGCAGAAAAUGGAUUUCAAACCGACCCGAAUAGACGCAUGCACAAAGAUUUUGUAUGAAUAAAAGGAAAAAAGCACUUGAUUUUUAUCUUUCAAGUGUUGAAAGAACUAGAUUUUUCAGAGCUCUCACCCAAGCGUGACAGUCCCCAGUUAGCACAUUCAUCAACACAAUAGACACUCUGCAGAGACAUUAUUUUUCUGAAAAGGUUGUUUAUAUUUAAUACUGUGAGAUGUAGAUAUAUUUUUUCCCUUUAAAGGUUUCCUGUGGUCCGUGUUUCGUCUGUGAUGAGGGAUAUUGAAGAUCCCUAUUGUUGUGUGUGAUUUUUUUAAAAAGUCUGUUUUGAUACUUAACAUGUUCAUUGAAACAAAUACUAAAUCAAAAAAAACAAUCCCAUAUCUUUCUGAUUUAUGAAACCGUGCGCUGAUUUUCAGGAGAAAAAAUUGUGCUGAAAAAACUCGCGUAACCUCAGAUUUUACACCAACCACCAUUUCUACACUAAAUUCACAAAUGAUUUUGUGCAGCUCAUCCCUUUUAGUUAUUUAUUCAAUAAGAUAAACAUUCACAGUCCAUGACUGUAAGUGUGUCUUUAUGAACUCUUUAAGGACCUUUCUGAUGGUUUUGGCAAUAUUUGGCCCACUUACUUCAAAAGUACAGCAGUUUGGUAGCACUUGAAGACAACGCAGUCGUUUCACAUCAUCAGCCACCUUUCCCUUCCUCUCAGUUGCUAACUCCAAGUCCGACGCAGGCCUGAUGGAGAAUGACAUCCGUCAGAAGGUAGUGCUGAGCGGCUGGGCGAAGAAAUACGUCGUAGUCGAGAUCCCACCUUACUGCAGGCAGAGAGGAGGGGAGGACGGUGAAGCGCAAAUCCAUGAGAUGAGUUAAUCACAGAAGAGCCAUCGAGAUAUUAAAUCCAGAAACCAAACUGUCAGGAAACAAGGACAUUGUAAAAAUCACAUCAUAAUGUUUUUGUUUUCAAUGUAAAAGCUUGAAUUUCAUGAGUCAGAAUUGACUUUUCAAAGCCGUCCGUUCUUGCAAUUCUGUUGAGAGUGGUGAUAAAAUGGUCAAAAAAUGAAGCCAAAAAACAGCUAUGUUGACUUACCACUCUAAAAAAAGAUGAAAGCUACACACAGCUACUUUUAAAAGACAUAACAAUCAUCAAAAUUUUGACUUUAUUAACAAUUGAAUGCAAUCCCAUUUCAAUGCUCUCAAUAGCCUCACCUGGUCUGGUUAUUACCAAAAGAUUAUCGUGGCUAACUUGAAAUUAAAUGUAAAUUACACAUGACAUGCACACAAAAAGCUAAUCCACAGUCAAAUAUUUCUAGAGACAGUGUUAUAGAACGAGGUUGCCAUGUUUGUAUUAACAUGCAGAGGCAUUACUGGUCUGACUAAAAGUGUCAAAAGCGCCAACAGAUUUAAUUAAACCCGAAUUACAGCUUCCUAAAUUCAAAGCAAACCCUUAACUUACCUAAAAACUCAAGUGAUAAGUUAUUUCACUUGGAAGCAGCAGGAGUUGAUAUGGUUGAAUAACCUUUUGAAAAUAGAGAAACAGCACAACCUGGUGUUCCACUCUUUUCCAAUCAGAGGGCCUCGUGUUCUGUGAGAAACGUUUAAGCCACUAAAAAUCAACACAAAUGAUCAGUAUUUAUUAAAUGCUAUUGUUCUUUGAAGUAAUUUAUCGAUUUAUUAAAUUAUACACGUGAUGCUAUGAAGUGGUUUUCUGUGGAAACUCCGUAUGUGGUAGCUGCUAACAUCUGGUUUAGUUUCAUUAAGAUCUCACGUCAUAUUUUUCACUCCGUUUAAUGUCUGAAUUAGUGCAAUAAUUUGCUCUGUCAUUGCUAUUUCCGUACAUUUCCUCUUGAAUGAGUAUUAUAAUCGUUGUAAAUGUUUAUCAGAACAGUUUUCAGUGUACAAACUCAAUGAAAUUAGCUUGACAUUGUUCAACAUGUUUGCCUCGACUCCCCAGCACUUCAUUUACUUUUCUUCCAUUCUGCUGAUCGGAUGACUUCAAUAUGAACUAAAAUGCACAUAUACAGUGACCUAUACAGCAUACAACGCUCUCUUAUCACUACUUUUCUAUGCAACUUGUAUCAGGUUUUUUUUUGCAGGAUAAUGGAUCUAAUUUGAUAUUUAUGACAAAAAACAAAACAUUUAAUGUCUUACCUUUGUACAUUUGUGUAAAAAGAUUGUUACUCGCUUUGUUGAAACAGAUUGAGAUGUUUUUUUUUGUUUUUUUCUGAUAGAAUAACAAAAGCUUACCUGAGGUUUA